Messenger RNA from Daldinia decipiens, 3842 nucleotides. Its product is annotated as DNA binding regulatory protein AmdX. The transcript is spliced from 3 exons. Bases 222 to 3743 code for a protein of 1173 amino acids. Lineage: Eukaryota; Fungi; Ascomycota; Sordariomycetes; Xylariales; Hypoxylaceae. Gene Ontology annotation, cellular component: chromatin. Gene Ontology annotation, molecular function: zinc ion binding; DNA-binding transcription factor activity, RNA polymerase II-specific; RNA polymerase II cis-regulatory region sequence-specific DNA binding. Gene Ontology annotation, biological process: regulation of transcription by RNA polymerase II; DNA-templated transcription. The record is from RefSeq and is a predicted model, not a curated record.
CUUUCCCACUCCAAACCCUCCCCACCACACAACCACACUCAAUCAACGCUCAAUCGCUCGUUCGACUUUCCUCCCACUUACACUCAACCCUCAAUUCCCGCCCGCCGUCGGUUCUACCUAAAGGAACAUAUCUGCUUGCUUUCAAUUCCACAGAGCCUCCAAGAGUUCACGGUAGUCGACGGUUGGAAUUUCCCUCCACCUCUUCCGCUUUCCAUUCAGUCAUGUCCAACACGUCGCCGCCCGCUGCAGUCUCAGGGAACAAUGCUGGCAACGAUGACUCCGCUUCAUCAAUUACGGUGAAUACCACCGCCGCCGCCACCACCACCAGUGCUCCCGCGCCAUUUCCUCCCCCUAAAACCGACAAGCCUCGGCCUCACGUCUGUGCUACUUGUCAGCGCUCAUUUGCCCGAUUGGAACAUCUGAAACGUCAUGAACGUUCCCACACCAAGGAGAAACCGUUCGAGUGCCCGGAAUGCACAAGAUGCUUUGCUCGGCGAGAUUUGCUCCUGCGACACCAGCAGAAGCUUCACCAGACUACAACGCCCUCGUCGCGACCAAGAAACCGCCGUGAAAGUACUAGCAGUACUGCUACCGCUCAGAGCCGAGCUCGAAAGAACAGCGUCGCUAGUGCAAAUACCUCUGCUGCUACCAAUAAUGCCUCUAUGAGACCUCGCGCGAAUACCAUCAGCCAUGUGGAUGGGAACCAUAUGCAUAUGAUCGCGGCCGCGAAUGCCCAGGUCGCGAGGACUCAGCAACAUCACAUGCCCCCAACUCACAGCCGGCAUCAGAGCCUCGUGGGAUUGCCGCUGCAUAACGUGGAUCAUGGCUUUGCUGGCAUGUCCUCAGUUAUGGGCCAUAGAGGCAUGAACCAUGGACUCCCAAAGCUGGAAACGCACAGCAUCAACAUAGACUUCAACGCCGGUCUGCGUACUGCACCUCCCUUGCCAUUUCAGCCGGAAUAUGAUUUUGAAGGCUUGCUAUUCGGGCAGCCUGGCUCGACUAUUAAUCCGAACGCUCUUCACUACAACGAAUCUCCUCACUCCAUGUCCCUAGAUCCCACGUCCCCUUUCAGUAGUGCGAUGGAUAUAUCUACUCCUAGUCAGCACAUCGACGAUAGUUUUGACUGGUUGACGGGGUUUGAGCAUCAGAUGUCGUUUAACAACCCGGCCGAGAAUGCUGUUGACGGUUCAUCUCCCUCCGCAAUGAGUACCACCAGUCAGAGUGGUAUUAGCGACGUGAUGCUCGAUGGCUCUAACCCGACAAAUGUGACAUCGGCAUCCAACUCUAUGUGGCAACCAGCGCUUAUGGGACCUCCCCAGGUAACGACACCGUUCUCAAUGGAAAUGAGCGGUACGGUAUUCCCGGAUCUACUGAACGGAGCGCCAGUCUCUCCCCAGCCAUCAGCUCAAAAAAGCAUGAAUGACAUCUACUUCUCAACUCCGCCCCCAUCUAUGAGUUCUCUUAGUCCUUCAGUGAUGCCGGGCUUAACGACACAUAACAUGAACCAGUCCAUCAGCUUUAGCACCGGUCCGGAAACGCCCACCUCGAUCAGCGGUACCCACCAGUCGCAUUCCCCUGUUUCAACCAUCACGGAUACCACGCGAAAUGCGAUCGUCAGCGCACUGUCUCUGUGCGGUCCGUUUAAUGGUCGUAAAUACUCCUUCACGUCACCCAACUCACCGAUGUCCCCACAGUUCCCUACUACUCCAGACAACGCAGCCGAAAGUGUAAAAGCUUUACCAAGUACCCAAGACUUACAGCGAUACGUUACUAGUUAUUUCCGUUAUUUCCAUCCCCACCUCCCAUUCCUGCAUAUCCCCACACUUUCAUUUGAUACUCCCAGCUCGGGCAACGGAAGAUCGAGUAUUGUUGGUGGCAGUGGAUGCCUCGUUCUAUCAAUGGCUGCUAUCGGUGCUCUAUAUGAAAUGGAGCGUCCUCAGUCAAAGGAGUUGUUUGAGAUGGCAAAGAAGAUGAUUCAAUUAUACUUGGAAGAGCGAAGGAAGGCUGAUAUGCGGAAGGCUGAUUUCCGGCGAACCCCAUCGUCUGACCAGGGAUCCCAAGGACCGGAGUCGUCUAUUCAUACACCACUAUGGCUAGUGCAAGCGAUGCUUCUCAACGUUGUAUACGGACAUAAUUGCGGCGACAAAACAGCAAAUGACAUCGCUUCGACCCAUUCUACAGCCUUAGUGAGCCUUGCCCAAGCUGCCGGUUUACUUCGACCACUGAAGCUGGAUUCGAUUGAAAUUCGGGAAAUUCAAAUGAAUGAUGCCGAGGGUAACUGGAAUGGAGGUAUGAAGGCCGAAACCGAGGAACAGGCCGAAUGGUUGAGGUGGAAAACUAUGGAGGAGCGGAAGCGCACCCUCUAUGUCAUUUUCAUCCUUUCUAGUCUUCUGGUGACUGCCUAUAACCAUACCCCGGCGCUGACAAACUCGGAAAUAACACUGGACCUUCCUUGUGAUGAAGAGUUCUUCGCAGCCGAGAGCGCCGCUGCUUUCCAGUUGAAGGGUGGUGUGCGAGUUGCCGGACACAAUAGAACGACUUUCCACGAAGCUUUGAGUGAGUUGCUUCGUACUAACGAAAAGCAGCAAAAGCUAGCAUUCGGUAACGGGCAACACUUAAGUUCGGCAGUUCAGGUCAACGAUAUACCACCAAGUGAGCUUAAACCCAGUACUCUUGGCUGCUUGGUGUUGAUUAAUGCGCUCCAUAACUACAUUUGGGAAACCCGCCAGCGCCACCACAACAAGAUGUGGACCAAUGAAGAAACCGAGAAAAUGCAUCGUCACAUUGAACCAGCGUUGAAGGCAUGGCAGUCAGCCUGGGCGAGUAACCCACAUCACAGCCUUGAACGCCCGAAUCCCUUUGGGAUGGGACCUCUUUCCGCCGAUUCUAUUCCCCUACUUGAUCUAGCUUAUAUACGAUUAUUUGUAAACAUGUCUCGAACUAAAGAGAAGUUCUGGCAAAGGGAUUGGGAUGGUCUGGCGGAUGAGCUCUCUCGCGGUACCGAAGUUAUCCAACAUGCAGAACAUUCUCCAUCAUCAAAUGCAGAAUCCGGGACAGACCCAUCCGACGCUUCUGCCACGAGUUCCAUUUUCAUUGAUUCACCCCCAACGCAGUCAUCGUCUCCUGAGUUUUCUGCUAUGAAGUUUCCUUCGCCCCUAAUACCGCAACUGCCCCAAGGUCACGGAUCUAACAGCCGGGUGAUAACUCGCCGAGAAAAGCAUCUUCGCAAGGCAGCUUUCUAUGCUGCCGACUCUCUAUCUAUGUCUGACAAGCUAGGAGUCAACUAUGCCGACUUUACUAGCCGCGAACUUCCAGUGCAGUCAGCGAUGUGCUCCUUCGACUGUGCACAAGUUCUUGCUGAGUGGGUUGCUACGCUCCAGGAUCGCGUCGGGAGGUAUCUCGGUGUACUUGGGAAGGAUGAAGUCGACAUGGGAGGCGUCCCGUCCAUCAUGCUUCUUGAGGACGAAGACGUCAAGCUUAUCCACAAAAUCCAGGAGCUUCUCUCCAGUGCUGAAAUGAGGAUGAAUAUGGAUAUUGUGAGCGGCGCUGUCAACGGCAGCAUUGAUUCUCGUCUCCAGAUGGACAGUUAUGGCGGGUACGCGGCAAAGAUUCUCAGAGUCACGGCAUAUAUGCUUGAUAAGUCCGCUAUAUGGCCUGUACUUCAUCUAAUGGCGAAUUGUCUCGAAAGUCAUGCUAACUUCAUGGCGUCGCGUGCCGACAAAUCGGUUAUUGCCAGUGAGUAAGGAUCGGCCCUGGAUUUAAUAUAGGCCACCAGCGUCAUCCCUCCAAAUCGGAUAUUUCAGACCUCAACCAUCCAAGGACGUCUAUCCCCGAAAACAAUC